Molecule: messenger RNA, 2202 nt
Organism: Pipistrellus kuhlii (Kuhl's pipistrelle)
Lineage: Eukaryota; Metazoa; Chordata; Mammalia; Chiroptera; Vespertilionidae
Product: solute carrier family 26 member 10
Exons: 18
Coding region: 31-2088 (685 amino acids)
Biological process (GO): transmembrane transport
Cellular component (GO): membrane
Molecular function (GO): sulfate transmembrane transporter activity; bicarbonate transmembrane transporter activity; oxalate transmembrane transporter activity
Source: RefSeq, a predicted model, not a curated record
UGGGCGGAGCUGGAGGUGGCCAAGGGCAAAAUGAGUGGGCUCCUGGGCACCGGGACCUGCUCCAGCCCAGGAGAGGCCUCCGACCUCAAGUUCCCACUGGGCGCCAAGCUCAGGGAACCUCUCACCCAGGCGCGGUUCCAGCAGCUCUUCGGGGGCGCAGAGCAGGCGCAGGAGCCACUGGCAGAGUCCCGCUGGUCCGGGCUGUGCGGAAGGUGGAGGCGGCGGGCCCGCGCCUGCUCCGGGCCGGGGGCGUGGCGCCUGCUGCAGGCGCGGCUGCCCCCCCUGCGCUGGCUGCCCGAGUACCGCUGGAGGGCCUGGUUGCUUGGGGAUGCGGUGGCUGGAGUGACCGUGGGCAUCGUGCACGUGCCCCAGGGCAUGGCUUUUGCCCUCUUGACCUCCGUGCCCCCUGUGUUUGGCCUCUACACGUCUUUCUUUCCCAUCCUCAUCUACACCUUGUUGGGCACUGGAAGACACCUGUCCACAGGAACGUUCGCCGUCCUCAGCCUCAUGACGGGCUCCGCCGUGGAGCGGCUGGUGCCCGAGCCGCUCGGGGGGAACCUGAGCGCCAUCGAGAGGGAACAGCUGGAUGCCCAGCGGGUCGGGGCAGCUGCGGCCUUGGCCUUUGGGAGCGGGGCGCUGAUGCUGGGGAUGUUCGCGCUGCAGCUCGGCGUCCUGUCCACCUUGCUGUCCGAGCCGGUGGUCAAAGCGCUGACCAGCGGGGCGGCGCUGCACGUGCUGGUGUCCCAGCUGCCCAGCCUCGUGGGGCUGCGCCUCCCGCGCCAGAUCGGCUGCUUCGCCCUCUUCAAGACGCUGGCCGCUGUGCUGACCGCGCUGCCCCAGAGCAGCCCGGCCGAGCUGACCAUCUCCGCACUCAGCCUGGCGCUGCUCGUGCCCGUCAAGGAAUUGAACGUGAGGUUCCGAGACAGGCUGCCCACCCCGAUCCCGGGGGAGAUCGUCAUGGUGCUUCUGGCCUCUGCGCUCUGCUUCGCCUCGUCCCUGGACACCAGAUAUGAUGUCCAGAUUGUGGGGCUGCUGCCUGGAGGAUUCCCCCAGCCCCUCCUCCCCAACCUGUCCGAGCUGCCGAGGAUUCUGGGUGACUCGCUGCCCAUCGCGCUGGUUACCUUUGCUGUGUCCGCCUCCCUGGCCUCCAUCUACGCAGACAAGUACAGCUACACUAUUGACGCCAACCAGGAACUCCUGGCUCAUGGGGCCUCCAACCUCAUCUCCUCGCUGUUCUCUUGCUUUCCCAACUCGGCCACAUUGGCCACCACCAGCCUGCUAGUGGAUGCUGGUGGGAACACCCAGCUGGCAGGCCUCUUCUCCUGCGCCGUUGUCCUGUCAGUGCUGCUGUGGCUGGGACCCUUCUUCUACUACCUGCCCAAGGCUGUCCUGGCCUGCAUCAACAUCUCCAGCAUGCGCCAGAUGUUCUUCCAGAUGCAGGAACUUCCACAGCUAUGGCGCAUCAGCCGCAUGGAUUUUGUGGUGUGGAUGGUGACGUGGGUGUCCGUCGUGGCCCUGAGCGUGGACCUGGGCCUGGCCGUUGGGGUGGUCUUCUCCAUGAUGACUGUGGUCUGCCGCACCCAGAGGGUGCAGUGCGUGGCCCUUGGACUAGCUGAGGGGACGGAGCUCUACCGGCCGCUCAGAGAGAGCCACAAGCUCCUCCAGGUCCCAGGGCUGUGCAUCCUGAGCUACCCAGCACCUCUCUACUUUGGGACCCGGGGGCAGUUUCGGCACCACCUAGAGGGGCACCUGGGGCUUGGCAGAGGCAAGGAGACUCCACGGACAGGCGGCCCCCCUGCUGCAGUUGCUGAGCCUGUCAGAGUGGUGGUCCUAGACUGCAGUGGUGUCACCUUCGCCGACGCUGCUGGGGCCAGAGAAGUGGUGCAGCUGGCCAGCAGAUGCCAAGAUGCUGGGAUCCACCUUCUCCUGGCUCAGUGUAAUGCCUCAGUGCUCAGGACCCUGACCCAGGCGGGACUCCUGGACAGAGUGACCCCGGAGCAGCUGUUUGUGAGUGUCCAGGAUGCAGCUGCUCAUGCCCUGGAGAGACUGGAGCUCACGGGUCCGAAGACUUGCACAGUAUGGCUCUGACCGGGCCACUUGGAGUAUGGAAGGCCCAACAAUAUGCGUGCGAGGGCCUUGGCCCUUAAGCCCCCUUACUUGAUGUAACUAAUGAAAUAAAGCUGAGAGCCUCUGGGAUUCAUG